CGGUGUAACGAUCGAGAGUGCACGUGCCAACACCGUGAUGGUGGUGAUACGCAGUACGGUUUUCUUACUGUCGGUCAAAUUUAUCGUUUCAGUACAACGUCAGCUAAAGCGACAACAUUCCGGUCUGCCACAGAUGGAAUCAUUGUCGCGUUUCAGCAGCAUACCAGUGGUAGAGACCGGCAUCAAAACUGCCGGUAAUGUGUACGAACGGGUCAAAACGAGCAACGGCCUGUUGACCUGGGGCUUCGAAACAGCCGAAUCGCUUACGUAUGCGCUGAUCGAUUCGUUACGCCCGGCGACGAAGAUGAUACAGGGGCCACUGCACCAGCUGGACAGCAUCAUGUGCAAGAGCCUGGAUCUGGUGGAGCAGAAGGUACCUUCGAUGUAUCUUCCGCCGGAGAUGAUGUUUUGGAACACGAAAGAAUACAUGUCGGAUCGUCUGAUGAAACCGGUCCUGUCGCGAGCGAAUUCGAUGAAAAAUUUGGGCCACGCUGUGUUGGAAUCCCGCGUGUCCAACUAUGCCGCCGGCCGGAUCGAUGGAGCGCUAGUCGUUUGUGACAAAUAUGUUGAGCGAUACCUUCCGACAGAACCGCAGGAUCAGCCGGAUUCUGGUAUCGCUUAUGCAGGCACGUACCGAGCAGCACGACUAUCAUCCGAUUCUGGUGACCUGCGUGACCCCAAACGGCAUGAUAGGACUGCACGCCACCAAUCGUUGCAUGCUGAUUGUUCGCCCAAACGUAUUGCUCGAAGGGCCCUGGCCAACAGCAGCAUUGGUAUCGCAUGCAGUGCCGGAAUGCAAGCAGUCGAUUCGAACCAGAUGCACGUGGUGCAAACGUUCCACCGCGGUCAGCAGCUAUCGCGCAAGCUUAAGCGCCGGCUCACGUUCCGCACCCGUCAGGAGCUGAGCGCACUCAAGAAGCAAAGUACCGAGGCGGUGCACGUGGUUGCUUAUGCGGCCGAACUGAUUGCAACCAACCCCCGGGAAGCGAUGCAAAAAGCGGUUGAACUCUGGCGUUACCUUAGCAAAGAUGAGCCCGAAAAUCAAGCCCGUCCCGACACUCUCGAACAGCUGGCCGUGCUGCUAACCCGCGAAUCUGCCCGCAAGAUGGUACACUUGAUCAAUUUCGUUACCGGUGCGGUUACACGCGUCCCAAAGGCCAUCCGUGCGCAGACUCGUGAAAUUGUACACCACUUUCUGUUCGCGACGGAGCAACUCAUGAAGACCGUCCAUCUGGAGAAGGCUAAGGCUGCAACGCUGUCGGAAGCGAGUGGAUUGGUACACAGAAUUCAACAUACUUACGAUGAUCUGCAGAAUCAAACGAACCUGGCAUUGCAUGGUCAGUUAUCGCUGGCAAACAUAGAUCGGCACGAUUUUAUCCAUUGGCUUUUGUUGAAAGUGGAACGUUUGGCAGUCUUUCUUUCGGGUCGUCUCGAAGCGGAAAAAAUCACCACCAGCGGAAACCCACGCCGCCGUAUUCAACCGCGAACGAACAGCAAUCCCAUGAACUCGAAUAUUAACGGCGUGUACUAA
This is a messenger RNA of Anopheles maculipalpis, 1531 nucleotides long. It is a transcript of the gene Lsd-1, whose product is annotated as lipid storage droplets surface-binding protein 1. Bases 38 to 1531 code for a protein of 497 amino acids. The record is from RefSeq and is a predicted model, not a curated record. The transcript is spliced from 6 exons. Gene Ontology annotation, cellular component: lipid droplet; cytosol. Gene Ontology annotation, biological process: positive regulation of triglyceride storage; lipid storage. NCBI's taxonomy places the organism in Eukaryota, Metazoa, Arthropoda, Insecta, Diptera, Culicidae.